Molecule: messenger RNA, 4935 nt
Organism: Culex pipiens pallens (northern house mosquito)
Lineage: Eukaryota; Metazoa; Arthropoda; Insecta; Diptera; Culicidae
Gene: ssp2
Product: serine-rich adhesin for platelets
Exons: 7
Coding region: 399-3935 (1178 amino acids)
Source: RefSeq, a predicted model, not a curated record
AUUCAUUCUUUCGUUUAAUUUUGCAACGAGUGGACGGAAAAAAGUCUCGGUUCUCGCGAUCGCGGAUCGGUUUGCUGGGGUGUGUGUAGUUUUGCAACAUAGAAAAAAAAGUGUGUGCGUGCGUUUUUCUUUUAAUUUUCGAUCAUUUUUGUUUUUAUUUCGUCGCGAGAGUGCGGGAUUUACGCGUGAGAAAGGAGGUUCAACGAAGCGUGCGUAAAAGGCUAGAAAAGAAACGUGUGCGUGUUUGUGUGCAAUCUUUUCUGGCAGAUAUAAAGUGAAAUCAAAAAAUCAAUCUUGAUGUAGAUGUGAAACCAAAGUGCUCGAAGAACCCAAUCUAAGGUGAACUCGUCUCGAGUGCCCACGUGGAGGAGCUCAGCACUACCGCCCUCCCUCGCACAAUGGACAUUAUCGACGUCGACGACGUGCUCGGAGAUGACUCAUUUAUCGGCGACACGGAACGAUUGGAUGAUGAAGUGGAGGAAAUUUUAAAACAAUGGAAGUCAUCCAGCACAUUCCCUUCGUCAGAUGGCGCCACCACCUCCAGCAGCAGCAGCAAUAGUGUCGUUCCGACGGCAGGGUCAGCUUCCAACAGCUUUGGCUUUGGCGGCAGCACUAAUCACCAUCAUCAUCAGCAUCUCUACGGCAACAGCAGCAGCAGUAGUGGUGGCAACGGCUACGCCAACAACAACAACAGUUUCAACAGUGACAGCAAAGGCUUAAAAUACAUCGACACACGAACGUUUACGCGGCCAAAGAAAAAACUGGACUCGACGUUCAACGCGUCGAGCAACGUGUCCGCCGAGCUGGUUCCCGGAACGCACCACGAGCACACCAUCAAAAUGUCCUCGCCGCUGUUGAACCUGCAGAUUGGCGGUCCCGUCACGCUGUCCCCGACGCCGACGUCGGCCAACUCCAGCGCGAGUCACCUGAUGCAGAAGAGCUGGCUGAACGACGUGUCGCCGCCCGGUUCGAUCAUGUCGUCGAUGGAGUUCUCCGUCAACGAGAAGCUGGGCAGCAGUUUGAUUACGAGCGGGGACUUUACCAACGUGAGCUAUCUGCUCAAUGGGGCAAAUGGCGUCUCCGGGGGGGACGAAUCGGCGCUGAACAGUCACAGCAGUUACGACGGGUACCGGCUGGCGGACGUGAUAAAGGACCGCAAGUUUCUGGAGAAUCUGUCGUCCUGCUUUGACGAGAACACGAUGACGAAGGACUGUGCCAUCUCGAGGACGGACUUGAACGGCAUCGAGGAGGGGUCCGGGUUUAGUACGAUGCAGAGUUCACUGGAGAGUGUGACCGCCAAGGGUGGGAUUACGUCGAGUGGGGAUGCGACGAUGGUGCUUGAGAGUGGGAAGGCUGAUGCGACGUUCGAGUUGGAACCGGUGGCGGUGGCGCCGGCGGUGGUUGUCCGGGAGCGGUUGAACGGGACGUUCGAGAGGAGGCGUAACUUUGACACUUACCGUAAGCCAAAAUCUAGUCUGAACAGUACAUUUGACGCGCUGCCGAAGGUGGACGCCGACGAGCCGAUUCCGGUGGUCAACAAGACGUUCGAUGCCGGUACGGAUGGGGACAACCUGUUGGAUGCUACGUUUGGAGUAGCGGUGGCGACGGACAACUGCAACGGAACGUUCUCGUUGAACAGGACGGCUAGGGUGAACGGAGGUGCGGAGAAGCAGCUGAACCAGACGUACGAGUACUGUGAAAAAGCUUCACCGGCGGUUGCCGACCGAACGUUCGAGGCGCGCCGAAACGGGACGUUUGUGGAGGACGUGGGAAGUCCGGCCAACCGAACUCCAAACGGAACGUUUGAGUUACCGGCGGAGGACCGGCUGGGUGAAGCCUUAGAGCUGGUCCAGUCGACUCCGUUCGUGCAAGUGCCUAGGGCGAAGCGAGUCAGCGGAAUCAGCGAGUACGAAGUAAACUGUUCACCGAUAGCAGUCGCGCCCCGCCUCUCCCAAGCGGUACGACGAAGUCGCAACCUGGAACAGGACAUGGCCGCCAGCGUGAGCCACCUGGAGACGGACGACUUUGACGUCGAGUUCCGCAAACUUCCAAUCACCCCCAACGCAAAGACUGAAAGCGGCGGCUCGCACCUGCUGGACAACAACGAGAAGCGCAUCUCGCUGCAGCACUUUGAAGAGUUCGAAAAGUCCAUCAUGGAGAGCGAACACAACGGGCUGGACUUUGACGAGAUGCUCAACUCGCUGACGUCGGACGUGCGGCGAGCGACGGACAGCAGCGUCAAGCUGCGCCAAUCGCUGGACAAUAUCAAGAAGCGCCACUCGCGCAUCAACACCGAAAAGCAGCAGCAGGAGGAACACCGCAAGCGGGGGACGACCGAGCUGAACGACUCGACGACACCAACGACGGCGUCACCCCUGGACAAUAAGCUGGCGGACUCGAUGAUUCGCAGCAUGUCGUCUUCGGGCGGCAGUGAAAGACUGUUAAACCGUAGAAGUAGGUACAACGACGAUGUCCACCUGACAUUGUCGCCGCAGCAGCAACUGCAAAAGAGCGUAACCGAGCAGCAGCAGGAAGUGGAAACGAACGAAUCGAAUCGAACGGCGACGGAAAGCAACGCGAAUCCAGCUCCUACUGCACCAGAGGUAGGAGGUAGCGAUAAGAAGAAUCGGGACCGAUUCAAGACGAUUCGAAUCAGCAAACGGCGCGAAGAGGGCAUGGUCGUCGUUGAACCAGGCGAUGACGAUGGCUUUGCGGCCGCCGAAUCGGCUGCCCUUCCGGUGGAGGAAGAGCUGCCCGGUUCGCCGCAGGUCGUACCGAUCGCCAGUGCCUUUGGCCGUGUGGACUACAAUUCGCCGAAAGAGAGUCGACUGGCGGCGGAGCAGAACAAGACUGAGGAAGCGGCGGUCUUCAAGCGACCGCAGCUCGUGGGAGGCAUUCCCAAGGCGGAGAGCAAGAUCCGAUCGCUGUCCAAGCCACGGAGCUAUUACGGCGCAACGCCUUCGGCCGGUGGCUUCGGCUUGAGGCCCAAAGACCUGUCGCUUCCCCUCUCCGCCAAGUCGAGCUCAACGGACAAUCUGGAGAACGACCGGCCCAACUACCAGCAGCCGCCGCCGCCGGGCCGACUGUCCCUGGGCGGGAAGCUCGGUGGCAGUGGCGGCGUGGGUCUCAACAGCCGUGGACCGGCAGUACAAUCGAACCUCAAGUCGCCGAUGGGAACCAAGUCAAAGUCUCACCACAAUCUGUACUUUAACCAAUCAGGCAGCAGCCUGGGAGGUUCCAACAGCAGCCUCCACAGGAUUCCCGCCGGUUCGCUCGGUCUGUCCGCACAAAAACUGUCGCACAACAAUAGCAACACGGAGCUGAAAAAUAACACUUCCAAGCUGCAGCUGCAGCUGCUGCGAGGGCCUCGGGCCAGCUCGCUGGUGCGUCCCGUUGCCGCGUCCAUGCAAAGCCCCGUCCCGGAGCUGACCUCGCCCCCCAAUGGGUGCUACGAGCCGCCGAGCGCGUCCCUGCUCAACAACAGUAUUACCAACGCGAACUCGAGUCUAUCGGGUGUGCAGAUGCGGGCACCGAAGGCCGGCGGUGUCGCUGCUGCCGCGGCCUCCCGACUGGGAGGGCUAGUACGGCCCUCGUCCGGCUACUUUAGCUACAGCAGUUCGCACAAGAAGGUCGUCGACUCGGACACCGAAUCAAUCAAUAGCCUCUCAUCGUCAUCGGCUAGCUCUAGGGGAAGCUUGUAUCGCGUAGAUAGUCAAACCAUAGCUAACAAUGUACAAACCGGCGGAACCGCGCCCAGCGUCGAGGACAUCAGCUUCGGCCUCAAGGCCAGCCUAAUCGAACCAAACCGAACGACGGGACUGAAGGCACCCACAGCAACGGCGCCGAAACCUUCCGGACUGCGGCCACCGUCGCAGCUGCGACCGCCCACCGCUCGGAGCGGACUUCCGCGGCCAACCAGCUACGUGCGGAGAUAAACCGCGUCGUCGUCGUCGUCGUAAGUUUAUGUUUUUAGUUUUCUUUUUUGUUUUGCUUUCCCCGGGCGCGACUAAAUUGUACAUUCUGGAAAGAGAAAAAAGGUUCUUCGAGAAACUUACGCAGGGUUUUUUUUAAAACUAGCCUUUUUGUAGCCAAUUAUGUCGAUUUACUCUCUUUCAAUUGUGAAUUUAAAUGUGCGCAUUGGAAGCCUUAUUUAAAAAAUGUUACAUAUUUCAUACAAUUUUAAACGCGCGCUCUUUAAAAUUUCGCAGCUCUUCACGACAAGAGAUUAACUUUUGUUUUAAUAGCUUUUGUUUUCGUUUCGACAAACAGGGACAUUUUUAAAUUUGUUGCGUUUUCAAUCAAGUGCUCUUUUGAACAACCCCUUUUUUGCCUCCGUGUAACACGUGACACGCCUCACGAUCGAAUAGUUUUUUUUUAGUUGUUUUUAAAAGCAAAGUUUAUAUUUAACAAAAUCCUGUGUUUAAAACGCCUACGCCUUAACCGAACCAUUAAAUGUUUCAUUAAUUGCCAUUCUGAUCUACUACACUGUAAGUAACACUCGUUUGUUAAAUGAAGUAAAAAAAAAGAAGAAGCAAGAUCGUGUUCUUGUCUUUCGCGGUAACCAUUAUUGCAUUUCGUAUUCUUUUUCCUCUUUCGAACCUAUCCUUAGUCGUAGAUCAAAAAACAAACAAAAAAACAACACUCGAUUCGUCUUAGUCUUAGUCUAUGUGAUACAAGUGUAAGCAAGCUCUCCUCGGUUCAAAAUUUUACUCGUUAUUCUUACCAUUAAAUAUCGCGUCUGUAAAUCGCCUGUUAGAUUUUAAGUUUACAAAAGUAUCGAUCCGAAUCCGACCCCCCCUUGUAUUAUGUUUGAGAAAGUCGCACACGCGCAAAGACUCGAUAAUUCCUCUACAAUACAUAUGCAUACUGAAAUUACUACAUAGGAAUUGAACAAAAAAAAAACGAGAAGUUAAAAGACUUACGAACAAACAAAUA